UCGGUAUAAAUGAAGAAGCAUCUGCUGGUAGAACGAGCUCCGCCCCUUUGCUUCAAGAGGAAAUCAUCCCAGUUGGACUGAGAUGAUGCAGUCAACAACUGUCCUCCUGCUGCUCUUGCCUCAGCUGGUUUUCUCCACAACUGAAGGUAUCAUUGGACGUUUAAACCAAUCAGAGACUGCCAGUGAGGAACUGUCUGACGCACCGGUCAAAGACCAAAAGGCUUUUAGGCAGGCCAAAGAUCACGAUGCUUGCUCCAUCCCAUGUGACAUUGCCGUCAAGCUCCUCCGGGAUGAGAAACACUCGAUCUGUGGCCAGUUGCAACAGUCUCUGCUGGCGUUUGGACGCAGCACCCGGAAACUGAUCAGGGACGUGAUGGAGGAGCAGCAGAGAGCUCUGGACGCCCUGAGCAGUCAGGUCACAGAACUGACGAGCAAAGUGCAGACGCUGAGCUCCGAGGUCCAGAGAAGCAACAGCGAGAUGUACUCCAUAAAACCUGUGCAAUCCCACGGACGAGAUUGCAGCGACAUCAAGGACAGCCUGACGUCCGUUGUCCCGAAGAUCCCCAGUGGUAUCUACAUAAUCCAUCCAGAGGAAACGGAUUCUUCUUUCGAGGUCUUCUGUGAGAUGGACUACAUGGAAGGUGGGUGGACCGUGAUGCAGAGGAGGACUGACGGAUUGAAUGACUUCAAACGAUCCUGGGCUGGUUACGUCGAUGGCUUUGGAAACCUUGCAGGGGAACACUGGUUGGGUCUAAAGAAGGUUUUUCACAUCGUCAACCAGAAAGAUGCUCGCUUCCAACUUCACGUAGCUCUAGUGUCCAACAACGAUGUCACGUCCUAUGCAUCCUAUGAUGACUUCCGCCUUGAUAACGAAACCCAGUUCUUCAGAAUCCACCUGGGCAGAUAUGCAGGCAGCGCCGGUGAUGCUUUUCGUGGCUACGAUCAGGAGCAGAACCAGGACACGGCUCCGUUUAGCGCCUCGGACGUGGACAACGACGGGUGCAACCCUUCAUGCAGCUUGGCCAACGGGACGGUGGAGAGCUGCAGCAUCCUACACAACCACACAGGGUGGUGGUUCAACCAAUGCGGGCUGGCGAACCUCAACGGUUGCCCUGAAGACGAGGACCUGAACAAAGGGAAGAGGACACACAUCCUUUGGGACACCUGGCGGCAGAGUGGCGUGCCGUACACCAUCAAAUCUGUUACAAUGAAGAUCAGGAGGCUUGCAACCAAUAACUGAGACCCACUGAUAGAGAAGCAUUAAUGUGUCCCUGACAAUGUUGCUCAAAUAUUUGGUACCAUACAACAUAUUACAGCUUGUAAUUGAACUCAGAAAGGACUUUCCAAAACCUGUUCCAGAACUUCAUAGGUACUUUCUGGAACUUUUUAUUGAGCUUUUCAGGUUAGUUUAAUGAAAUUACCCGGUAAGAUGCAGAAAGUAACCUCCUGAAAGGUUUGUGGACAGUUAUGUUUUAUGUUCAGUAAAAGUACAGCCUGUGUUAUUUAGUGCUACAAAAUAUCUAUUAGAUUACAUUUUAACACAAAGACUUUUCAAACUAUUACUAGAGGCAAUUUUGGUUUGUCUCAAUAGGAUAAAUUCACGUGUGAAACUCCACCACAAAUGUAAAAAAUAACUGAUCACUGUUUCUCUGAAGUAGUAGUCCCUGGUAUGCACAAAAAAAUGUAGGAUUUUAAAAAUAAUUGAUGGUUCUGUUUAAUUCUCAUGGAACUUUUACCUUACUUUUAUUUUGUAUAUUUGAUUCUGAAUGUUUGUAAAAAAAAAAAAUGCAAUAGCCAACAUAAGUUUUCUGUCACUAUGUCUCUCUUCAUUAGGAGGAAAUUAAAAAGCAAAGCAAAACAUU
This is a messenger RNA of Fundulus heteroclitus (mummichog), 1862 nucleotides long. Its product is annotated as angiopoietin-like 5. The transcript is spliced from 8 exons. NCBI's taxonomy places the organism in Eukaryota, Metazoa, Chordata, Actinopteri, Cyprinodontiformes, Fundulidae. Bases 83 to 1240 code for a protein of 385 amino acids. The record is from RefSeq and is a predicted model, not a curated record.